Molecule: messenger RNA, 1407 nt
Organism: Branchiostoma floridae (Florida lancelet)
Lineage: Eukaryota; Metazoa; Chordata; Leptocardii; Amphioxiformes; Branchiostomatidae
Product: calumenin-A-like
Exons: 6
Coding region: 9-680 (223 amino acids)
Cellular component (GO): endoplasmic reticulum
Molecular function (GO): calcium ion binding
Source: RefSeq, a predicted model, not a curated record
GGUUACGCAUGGACGCGGACGGGGACGGUUUGGCAACGCGAGACGAGCUGAAGAGCUUCACGGUCGGGGAGAGGGUCAGAGACCUCCGGAAGGACACCGAGAAGCAGUGGAAGUAUUACGGGUUAGGUCCGGGCGAGAAGCUGACGUUUGAGCGGUACGCGAAGAAGACUUAUCCCAAAGAGGAAAAGUUCGGACAUUCCUCAAAGACGAAGGAGCAGGAGAGAAGAAGGUUUCACGUCAGCGACGCGAACAACGAUGGCGCGCUGGACAAGGAAGAGUUCAUGGCCUUCGAGUACGCGGAGGAGUAUCCACACAUGCACGAUAUCGUUAUGCUGGAAACCAUGGAAGACAUGGACAAGAAUGGCGACGGGGUUCUUAACUUUGCGGAAUUCACAGAUGACGAGGAGGGAAUGGAGGAGGGUCCUGAGGCUGAGAAAACCUUUAAGCAGUUUGACAAGGACGGAGACGGCCAGCUGAGCCGAGCGGAGGUGAAGCAGUGGAUCCUGGGACCGAGCUCUGAAGCCGCUCAGGAGGACGAGGACAGCGUCAGCAUCGUGCUGGCGAACAUGGACAAGGACAAGGACGGGAAGCUGAGUAGGGAGGAGAUAGCGGCGGACUCGAAGAUGAUAGAGGACCAGCUGAUGUACGAGGAGGAGGAAUAUACUCACGACGAGUUCUGACAGUAACGAUAAAAGUAGUCCAUAGACAGUAACGACAGUAGUCCACAGACAGUAACGACAGUAGUCCACAGACAGUAACGACAGUAGUCCACAGACAGUAACGCCAUUCCACAGACAGUAACGGCAGUAGUCCACAGACAGUAACGGCAGUAGUCCACAGACAGUAACGGCAGUAGUCCACAGACAGUAACGGCAGUAGUCCACAGACAGUAACGAUAGUAGUCCACAGACAGUAACGACAGAAGUCCACAGACAGUAACGACAGUAGUCCACAUACAGUAACGCCAUUCCACAGACAGUAACGGCAGUAGUCCACAGACAGUAACGGCAGUAGUCCACAGACAGUAACGACAGUAGUCCACAGACAGUAACGGCAGUAGUCCACAGACAGUAACGACAGUAGUCCACAGACAGUAACGAUAGUAGUCCACAGACAGUAACGAUAGUAGUCCACAGACAGUAACGACAGUAGUCCACAGACAGUAACGACAGUAGUCCACAGACAGUAACGACAGUAGUCCACAGACAGUAACGACAGUAGUCCACGGAUACAUUCAAACAUAUUUAUGUCGAUUAUAAGACAAGAUAUCAUUCAUGAGAACGAAGGAAUUAACUCCACAAUGUUUAGACGUUAGAUAUCAUACAUUGUAAUGUAAUGGGCGGUUGUUAAUUUUAUAUACCUAUAAUUGAAGUUAUGCAUAGGUGAAGAUGCUACUUUUAUAUAUCG